CACGGGUGUGUGUGUGAGCGGCUGGAGGGGACUCUCUCCCCUGCGAUCUCCGUCCCUCCCUCCUCUGCUCCCUCCCUUCCACACUGUUUUGAUUUUCUAGGACUUCCUCCUCUGGGCGAGGGAAGGGGAGGAAAGACGCUGCGAGCGCCUGGUGUGCGUGUGUGUGCAAAGUGGAGUGUAAAAUGCUGUAAUGGGAGGAAACCGAGCCGCUUCCGAGGGUCCUGGACUGCAGCGGCCCUUCUGAUUCCAGUGGCACCUGAGCGCACACCUCCACACGCCAGCGCGACCUGUACCGUCAGGGUUGAGAGUGACAAAGGUGUCUUUUGUUACGUGAAUGAGGUGAUUUGUGGAAGCACCUGUGGAUGCGGCUGGUUGCCCGGAGAACCACCAACCACAGGAUUAGAAGGCUCCACCCAGGAAUGGAGACACCGUUGGAUGUUUUGUCAAGGGCAGCCUCUCUGGUGCAUGCUGAUGAUGAAAAACGUGAAGCUGCUCUCCGGGGAGAACCCAGGAUGCAGACCAUCCCUGUGGCAUCCGCCCUCACCAGUCACCGCACGGGCCCCCCGCCCAUCAGCCCCAGCAAGAGGAAGUUCGGCAUGGAACCGGGGGACGACGACCUGGACUGUGAAAACGACCACGCUUCCAAGAUGAGCCGCAUCUUCAGCCCCCAUCUGAACAAGACUGCCAACGGAGACUGCCGGAAAGACCCCCGGGAGCGGAGCCGCAGCCCCAUCGAGCGGGCCGUGGCCCCCACCGUGAGCCUGCACGGCAACCACCUGUACGCGUCCCUCCCCAGCCUCAGCAUGGAGCAGCCCCUCGCACUGACCAAGAACAGCAUGGACGCCAGCAGGCCGGCGGGCAUCUCGCCCACGCUGACCCCGGUGGAGCGGCAGCAGAACCGGCCUUCAGUGAUCACCUGCGCCUCCGCCAGUGCCCGCAACUGCAACCUCUCCCACUGUCCGAUCGCGCACAGCGGCUGCGUGGCCGGGCCGGCCAGCUACCGGAGGGCCCCGAGCUCCGCCGCCACCACCUGUGACCCCGUGGUGGAGGAGCAUUUCCGCAGGAGCUUGGGCAAGAACUACAAGGAGCCUGAGCCGGCUCCCAACUCGGUGUCCAUCACGGGCUCCGUGGACGACCACUUUGCCAAAGCCCUGGGAGACACGUGGCUUCAGAUCAAGGCGGCCAAGGACGGCGCAUCCAGCAGCCCCGAGUCGGCCUCGCGCAGGGGCCAGCCCGCCAGCCCCUCUGCCCACAUGGUCAGCCACAGUCACUCCCCCUCUGUGGUCUCCUGAAGAGAGCACCGUCCUCCAGCAAGACGUCGAUCUGCAUGGUUUGCCUGAGCUUUGAACAGUCAGUUCUUAAAAAAAAAAAACAGGAAAAAAAAUUCAUGGGAGUGGGGUGGGGGGAAGGGAAGGGAUGGUUUAUUUGCAAAAACCAUGUCGGGAAUUUUGUUCUGUUUUUGUGCUUGCUUGGUAUUCGUACGCCAGGGCCCUCAAACAUGAUAGUAGGAACGGCGUGUGGAACAUCUGUCUCAUGUAGCAUCCUAACUUCCUGCCUCAGUUACCAAAGAAACCUCUGAUGCAGGUCUGCUGCCCGACAGGGUCGGGACUCCAUGGCGCGCACUUUCUCAGUCACAAGCCAUGACAUUGGUGACCCAAAUGCUUUGUGCUUUUCCAUGUGCUUCUUGAGGCCGGGUGUGUGUGGCUUAGCUUCCGUGGCUUGUUCGGUCCAGCUCACGUGUGUGUGCGUCUACUUGAAGAGAACAGAGGACUCUUGUGUCUGAUUUGCACUAUUGGAGGAGGACUAGAGUUGCCUGCUUGACAACUUUAUGUGAGAUGCUAGUACUCUGAGGGCAAACUGCUGAAAACAAAGGGUUUAAGGAUGACAUUUCUGACCAUUUGUAUUUUUGUUUUUUUAAAUUUAGACUAGACAGCUUUGGAAGGGGAAGUCUCAUACCGGUUAUAGGUCUUUCUCUCUAGAUUUCAGGUGCUUGCAACUGGACUGCAGACUCCACCAAUCACGGGCAUUUUACUUUUUCUAAACACUGCAGUUUGUUAGGCUAGAGCUGGGGUUCCGUAGUGCUUUAAACAUGAUGCAUGUUUUAAAGGAGAAAAAUAGCUGGUUUCUAUUAAUUGUAUAGACAGUAAACACAAACCUUAAUACUAGCUUCUGUUCAGAAUUAGUUUAUUUUUGUCAGUUACAGUCCUAGAUAUACUUACUGCUGGUACAGUUGUACUCUAAGAUUUGUAUUUGAUAUUCACGUUACUCCCUAGUAGUGGGGCCAUGUGGCCCCUGGCAGGCCCUGGGACGGGCAGUCGAGUCGCUGGUCAGCCGUGGUGUAGGAUGCUGGAGUUUUUGCUGCAGGCUGACAGCAUCAUUUAUUUUUUGCAUCCCUGUCUGCUUAUUAUUGCUCCCAGGGGGGUUGGGAGUAGUGUCUUCCAACUUUCUUCUGUGCAGAAACUGCCCCCUUUAACUCUCUUGGCUAAACAGCAGAUUACUGACAAUCUGUGAUAUGCUAUUUUGUGUGCUUCCUCGUACGCUGGGGCCAAGGCAGUAUACAUUCCUCUGACUUUAUACAGUUAUUACUGCAUUUAUUAUCGUUUGCUAUAGUAAUAGCUACUAACUAGAAAUUAGAUGAAGAAGAAAGCAUGACAGACACAGCUGUGGAUGUUCAACAGCUGCUCCUCUUUUCAGUAAACGCAUGUGUCUAUCCCCCUGCCCCUCCACCGGGCUACAUUCCAGCCUCGCUCACUGGAGGGUUUAAGAAGUCACCUGGCCAGGUGAUGCUGGCAUGACCACCUCACCUGCAAGGCAUUGUGGACUCCCAGGAGCCCUCCAGGCUGGUUUUCAGCAUGAGAAAAUUACAGGUGAGCUGGUCCAUUUUGAAAACUGGCACCGGGUGAAAAGGUCGGAGGAUUGGCUCUUGCUGUGGUCACAGGGUGGCUGCAGGCCUUUGAAAAGGCGAAGGGAAAGCCCUGUCCUCUCGCCCCUGCACACAUUUCACUCCCACUUAACUGGGCUUCCAGGCUUUCGCAUCCAGGCCCCUGUAUUUUCUGUAGGAAAAACUGUUGAGAACACUUUUUUUAUAUAGGUAACUUUAAGACCAUCAUUACGCUGUGCGUAAAGAAUGUACAGAGAAAUUUGUAGGUAUUUUUUGAAGAACAAUUAAUUUGUUAAUGAUAUGUAGCUAUUUAAUUUUUCCCUUUCCUAUUGUAAUCAUUCAUAAUUUUUUGUUUGGAAAAAAAAAGUUGAUCUUUUUUUUGUCGUAGAUUUGUCUGUAAAAGUGCAGGAACACAGUUAUUCUAUGAGAACACUGCAUCUGCCUUAAUAGCCACUAGUUUGUUACCGCUACAGGCUACUGAGCAUCGCCACAGGAAACAACCCACUGCCAGCGGGCUCUGUGAAGACGGCUCCUCGUACAGCCGUCCGCUCGGGGAGGGGCAGGGGUGUGGCAGCUGGGUCCCUGUGCGCUGGCCUAUCUGGGAUAGGCAGUAUCCGGAGGGGCCUCAGCAGACGGGAAAGCAGGAAACCAAACAUUUCAUUGGGAAGGGACACACUCCCCGGCUGCAGGAGGAGCUCGGUGAGGGUCUUCACAGAGCCACGCCAUCCGCAGUGCGUUCUGACAGUUCUCUCCAUGUUUGUAAAUCUGUAAUAUACCAUUCUCUGUGGCCUGUUUUUCCUGGAAGAAGAAGAAGAAAAAAAAAGGUUUGGCAGGCCAUCUUUUUUUUGUACUUAAAAGUAGCCUUAAGAACAAUAAUAAAGUGCUCUUAAACCACGGA
Molecule: messenger RNA, 3779 nt
Organism: Eptesicus fuscus (big brown bat)
Lineage: Eukaryota; Metazoa; Chordata; Mammalia; Chiroptera; Vespertilionidae
Gene: VGLL4
Product: vestigial like family member 4
Exons: 7
Coding region: 363-1292 (309 amino acids)
Biological process (GO): negative regulation of DNA-templated transcription
Molecular function (GO): transcription coactivator binding
Source: RefSeq, a predicted model, not a curated record